Messenger RNA from Zea mays, 756 nucleotides. Its product is annotated as Asr protein. The record is from RefSeq and is marked validated. NCBI's taxonomy places the organism in Eukaryota, Viridiplantae, Streptophyta, Magnoliopsida, Poales, Poaceae. The transcript is spliced from 2 exons. The coding region runs from base 67 to 381 and encodes 104 amino acids.
AGACAAGUCAUAUCUAGCUAGUAGCUCCCUGAAAAGUUCACUAGAGAAGCAUUUGAGGGAGGAGCCAUGUCUGAGGAGAAGCACCACCACCACCUGUUCCACCACCGCAAGGCAGAGGAGGAGGAAGGCGCCUCCGGCGAGGUCGACUACGAGAAGAAGGAGAAGCACCACAAGCACAUGGAGCAGCUCGGCCAGCUCGGCGCCAUCGCCGCCGGCGCGUACGCUCUGCACGAGAAGCACAAGGCCAAGAAGGACCCGGAGAACGAGCACGGCCACCGGGUCAAGGAGGAGGUGGCCGCCGUCGCCGCCGUGGGCUCCGCCGGGUUCGCCUUCCACGAGCAUCACGAGAAGAAGGACGCCAAGAAGCACGCCCACAACUGAUCCGUCGCAGGCUGCCUCAGCCGAAGCAGCAGCACAUCGUCGCGGUUGCUGUUUCAUCUGUUCUCCCAGCCUCGUCUUCGUCUACUGUGUGCCGGGCAGGCCUUGAUUUGAGGCUUUGAGCUACCGAUAUUUGCACGGACGUAGGAACUGUGUUGGUCCUCGGCGUUCUUGUAUCAAGAUCAAAUCAGGCCUUCAAUAAGUGUGUGUGUGUGCAUAUAUCUUUUUUUUAAAAUUUAUCUCUUUUUUUUUGUAUCGAGAGAUGUUCUGAAUAAUGUGAAUUUACGUGUGUUUAUAUAAACGAAUUUAAGAAGUCCGCCCUGAUUUGCUUCGUCUUUAACUAAAACACGCAAUGAGAAAUAGUACUCCUUGACUAUU